AUGGACCGGAGCAAAGGGAUAAGGACACUGGGAAAGCGGUUUUUUGCUUCGAUAGAUAAGAUUCCAAGGGCACCUCCAGAUCGCAUUUUAGGAUUGACUGAAAAAUUCAAUGAAGAUCGCAACAAGAAAAAGGUAAACUUGACAGUUGGAAUUUAUAAAGACGCAUGGGGUCAGGUGACCACGUUUCCUUCUGUAGCAAAGGCACAAAGACUUAUAGAUGCUGAUUUGGUGCUGAAUACAGAUCUUUCUUAUCUACCGAUAACCGGUUGUCCGGAUUACAGCGAGCAUGUGCUGAAUUUCUUGUUCAAAGAAUCGUGUCCCCUAUCAGGCCCCAAACUAUUGAAAGAAGGUAGAGUUAGUUUCACCCAAACUUUGAGUGGAACAGGCGCAUUAGCGGUUGCCUCAAAACUGUUAGCUUUAUGGGUCUCACAAACCGUUUGGUUACCACAACCGUCGUGGUCUAAUCAUCGAAAUAUAUUCAGAAGUAACGGAUUCACAAACGUGAAAGAGUAUCCGUAUUAUAAAGACGGAAGAAUUACAGUUGAAGAGUGGCUUGAUCAUCUAAGGAGCGCCGUUGACAAGAACUCCAAAACUCGUGAUUGCAUUCUUUUGCAUGCAUGUUGUCAUAAUCCUACCGGGUUAGAUCCGACAAAGGAGCAAUGGAAACAGAUCUUGGACACAAUUCAUGAGUUAGGUAUGAUACCUAUUAUCGAUAUGGCUUAUCAAGGUUUAGAAUCAGGUAAUCCUCCAAAGGAUGCAUAUCUUUUACGAUUAUGUCUGGAUGAAUCUCUGUACAAAAGUUGGCCCCAUGGCUUAUUUGUUUGUCAAUCAUUUGCUAAAAAUAUGGGUCUUUAUGGCGAAAGAGUUGGUUCAUUAAGUGUAGUUACUCCACCUUUUCAACCUGAAACGAAGGAUAAUGUCGAUUCUCAAUUGAAACAGAUUGUUAGAAGUAUUUACUCUUCUCCUCCGGGGUAUGGUUCUCGUGUUGCCACAAUGGUCUUAUCAAAAUCCUUUCUCAAGAUGCAAUGGUAUAAAGAUGUAGAAUUUAUGGUGAGUAGAUUAUCACAAGUGAGAAAGGAAAUGCAUGAACUGCUAGAAUGGCCUUCUUUGAUAGAUUUUGAUAGGCAACAUGGAAUGUUUUACUAUACCGGUUUAAACCCUAAACAAAUAAAUGCUUUGAGGAACGACUACUCAGUGUAUAUGACAAUGGAUGGUAGAAUAUCCCUAAGCGGAAUUAAUGAUUGCAAUAUCGAAUAUGUCUGUAAAGCUCUAAAGAGUGUUACCAAAACCAUUUAA
Molecule: messenger RNA, 1296 nt
Organism: Zygotorulaspora mrakii
Lineage: Eukaryota; Fungi; Ascomycota; Saccharomycetes; Saccharomycetales; Saccharomycetaceae
Gene: AAT1
Product: aspartate transaminase AAT1
Exons: 1
Coding region: 1-1296 (431 amino acids)
Biological process (GO): biosynthetic process; L-aspartate catabolic process
Cellular component (GO): mitochondrion
Molecular function (GO): L-aspartate:2-oxoglutarate transaminase activity; pyridoxal phosphate binding
Source: RefSeq, a predicted model, not a curated record